Hyalella azteca is the source of this 5215-nucleotide messenger RNA. Its product is annotated as dynein axonemal heavy chain 3-like. The record is from RefSeq and is a predicted model, not a curated record. The coding region runs from base 1 to 4986 and encodes 1661 amino acids. NCBI's taxonomy places the organism in Eukaryota, Metazoa, Arthropoda, Malacostraca, Amphipoda, Hyalellidae. Gene Ontology annotation, molecular function: dynein light intermediate chain binding; minus-end-directed microtubule motor activity; dynein intermediate chain binding. Gene Ontology annotation, cellular component: dynein complex. Gene Ontology annotation, biological process: microtubule-based movement. The transcript has 26 exons.
AUGCAGCAAAGAAGCUCUAUUGUUAACAAGAGGGACAGGUACGUAACUGGGCUGCAGAAGCUGCAGGAAGCUGAACAGCUCAUACUUGAGCUGCAGAUUGAGCUGAAGAACCUGCAGCCUCAGCUGCAACAAACUUCCUGCAACACAGAGGCUCUCAUGAUCAGGAUAGAGCAAGAUACAGUGAUUGUCGAGAAGAAUAAAGAGCUGGUGGCCGCGGAUGAAGCGGUGGCUAACCGCAAGUUCGCUGACGCGCAAGCCAUCAAGGAUGACUGCGAGCGGGAGCUGGCCAAGGCUGUGCCGGCGCUGUCAGCCGCAACGCUGGCCCUCAAUACCCUCAGAACCCGCCUUUUGGCGUCAAAUUGGUACGCGUGGAUGCUUGAAUUGUUGACGUUUUCAAUAUAUUUUAUUGAUAUUACGAGGCAGGAAGACGUACGCGUGGUCAAAGCCAUGAAGAACCCGCCUUUUGGCGUCAAAUUGGUGCUGGAGGCCGUGUGUGUGAUGCUGGACGUCAAGCCGGUCCGGGUGCCCGAUCCUGCAGGAUCGGGCAAGCGGCUAAAGGAUUUCUGGACGCCAUCACAGAAGCUGCUGGGGGACCUCAAGUUCCUACCCAUGCUGAUGGAGUACGACAAGGACAACAUACCUGAGAAGACGGUGAACGUCGUGCGUGAGAAAUAUUACAACCACCCCGACUUUGACCCUAAGAAGAUCCGUUCGAUCUCCGCCGCGUGUGAGGGCUUGUGCCGCUGGGUGCGAGCAAUGGUCGUCUACGAUCAGGUGAUUAAAAUCGUCGCUCCUAAAAAAGAAGCUUUGGAAGCAGCAAACCAGGAGUUGGCAAUACAAAACAGCAGACUGGAGGAAAAGAGAAAAGAAUUGAGGGAGGUCACUGAUAAACUACAGAGCUUGAAUGACGAAUUCACGAAGAAGCAGAAGGAGAAAAAAGACUUGGAAGACAGCAUCGUAAAAUGCGAAGAAAAAAGAGAUCGUGCUUCGCGAAUAACAGGUGGACUUGGUGGAGAGCGAGACAGAUGGAGCGCAGCUGCCGCUGAACUGAGUGUCAGUUUAGAGAACAUCCUUGGAGACUCUCUGCUCGCCGCUGCCGUGUUAGAGUACCUGGCGCCCUUCACGGUAGAGUACCGCCACGAGAGCCUGGAGCGCUGGAGAAACGACUGCGUGUCGCUGGCCAUCAGCUACAGUCCUGUGUUCUGCCUACAGCGUCUCUUGGCUGAUCCUGUCGAGGUACGAUCUUGGCACCUCAGCGGACUGCCAGUCGAUAAAUAUUCCGUCGAUAACGCCAUAAUCGCAACAUCGUCGCCAAGAUGGCCGCUCAUCAUCGACCCACAAGGAGAAGCUGUGCGCUUUAUCAACUCAUUAGGGACUCCAAAAGAUGAAGUAAACCCGUCAGAAGGCUUAGAAGCAGACCAAGAUGACGGCCUGAACAUGAAAUCCGACAUCGAAGCACGACAAAAUCAAGGCAAUUUCGAUGCUGAAGUCUCCUCUGAAGUUGCCACUCCCGCCAGAAGUGCCCGGCCGGUACAAGUGAUAGUCUGUCAAGCCACCGACUCCACCAUGGUGGAUAAACUGGAAGCAGCUCUCAGGGACGGAGCUACGUUACUACUGGAAAAUGUUACUGACUCGAUCGAUCCUGUACUAGACCCGGUGCUGCUGCGACAAACGUUCAAGCAGCAGGGAGUGGAGCACGUCCGCAUCGGUGACGCGGUCGUCGAGUUCAACUCGCACUUCCGCCUCUUCAUGACCACGAGGCUAAGCAGUCCUGACAUCCCGCCUCAUGUUGCCCAUAAGGUGAGCUUGCUGAACUUCAGCACCACCGAAUUGGGCCUCGAAAGCCAGCUGUUAGGCCUUGUGGUUGGCGAAGAGAAACCUCAACUCGAAUACCGAAGAAACCAACUUCUUCUGGAGACCGCCAAAAAUCGGAGAGACUUACAAGAAACUCAGGAUGAAAUCCUUCGAGUUCUCUCUACGGCAGGAAAAAAUCUUUUGGAGGAUGAAAUGGCCAUUGAUAUCAUGGCUUCAAGUCGGGCUUUGUCCAAGGAAAUUGCUUCCAAAGAAGUGACUGUGAGGGCGACGAAUGAAGAGAUCGAGAACUCAAGAAUAACAUACCGGGAUGUGGCCAGUCACGCUGCCCGAGUAUUUUUCUGUGUGGUAGACAUGAGCUCCGUUGAUGUCAUGUACCAAUUCUCACUGCCAUGGUUUCUCAAACUCUACCUCCAGGCUAUCCGUGAGUGCGGAGGCUCAGAUGAUCGCAUCCACAGCAUCAACGGGCGGGUGACGUCAUCCGUCUACGCUGCGGUUAGCCGCUGUCUCUUCGAGAAGCACAAGCUGCUCUUCUCACUGCUGCUCGCUGCUCGGCUGUACCUUUUAAAACACCCGGCUUCGAAAGACACUUGGAACUAUUUGCUUUCUGGAGGCUCCAGAGCACUGGAAAUUCAAACCAACUCCAAUCCCUGCUCGAGUUGGCUUCCCGACACAUCGUGGCGAAAUGUUUUAGGAGCGGCAACUUUUCCAAGCCUCGCAACUCUGCAGCAUCAUCUCAAAGAAAACAGUGACCAGUGGCAGAAAGUCUACGGAUCUUCCUCACCUCACAAGGAGACCUUACCCGAGCCGUACGCUGGUCUCGGGGCUCUUGAGAAACUGGCUAUCAUUAAGUGCUUGAGACCCGACGCUCUGACAGAUGCUGUGCAAGACUUUGUUUUGAAGAUAUUGGGGGAGGACGCCCUCGAAGUUGGUCCCACCUCCAUGGCCAGUUUGCUCGAGAGCUCCACGUGUACAACGCCCCUCGUGCUGCUCUUAGCUCCGGGGUCUGCACCGCUCAAGGAGAUCCUGAGACUGGCGCAAGAAGUCGACGUCCCCGAUGACUUGGUCUUUGUUUUGUCCAUCGGGCAGGGGCAGGAAAUUGCAGCCGAAGACAGUUUGCACCGCGCUGCAGAAGCCGGAGGCUGGCUCGUGCUGCAAAACUGUCAUCUCUCAGACAAGUCGUGGUUGCAGCGUUUUGCAAUGCUGUGCAAUCAAGUAUGUCUUAACAAAACUACGCAUGGAUCUUUCCGGCUUUGGAUGACGAGCUAUCCUUCCGAAGUUUUUCCUGUGACGAUACUCCAGGAGGGGGUGAAAAUGAGCUGCGAGUCUCCCUGGGGCAUGCGAGCGAAUAUUUUACACACUUUUAAUUCGUACCCCGUUUGUGAUCAGGAUUUCUACGACUCUUUCCGCAUGUCCCCCAAGGCUAAGAUUUUCAAGCGUCUUCUCUUUGGACUUAGCUUCUUCCACGCGCUGAUUUUGGAGCGCCGCGCCUACGGUGCGUUAGGGUGGAACGUUCCUUACCAGUUUACUGAUGCUGAUUUUCGCAUCAGUGCCUUGCAGCUCAAAUUCAUUCUCGAGGAAGCCUCAGACUUGCAUUCAACAAAAAUUGAUAAGCCCGCAUGCAGCCCCGAAAUACCCGGUUCUUCAUCUGAACCAAAAAAUUCUGAAAGGUCAUUUUCAGGUAUUGGAAAAGUUGCAAGUGAAACAAAUGAAGUUAUCGGAGUUACAGCCAGCGAAACAAUUGAAGAAUCUGAACCUGGCGACUUUGAUGUACGACCGCAAUUGGACGCACUGAAAUACCUCGCUGGAGAAUGUAACUACGGAGGAAAAAUAACUGAUGCUAGAGACAGGCGUCUCCUGCAUUGUCUUCUGGCUAAAGUGUACAACGAGGCUGUUUGUUUCCAAAACGGAGUGGUGCUGGGUGAAGGGUUCACGGUACCCGAUAGCAGCAACCUCCAUGACGCCAUCGCGCAUGCGUGGACGCUCCCUGUGAUGUCUGGAGCAGCAGUGCUUGGGCUUCAUCCUGACUGUGACACCGUCAAACGCAGAGAUAAAAUCAAUCAACUCUUCGAAAGCAUGGCGGCUCUGGAACAUAACUUCUCGAACUCGGCCUGCCUUGAAGAACAAGUCGAAUCCGCUUCUGGUCCACAAAAAGGCUCCCCCAAGCUUUGCUCCUCUGGAACAACUGUCGGUGAUCCUCUUCUGGGCACCAUAUCUGACCUCCUGCAGCGGCUACCGGAACGUCUUGAUGGCCUUCCUGAGGACGAUGAUGCGAUGCUGAGUUCGGAUGCGGACAAGAAGACGUCAACUCUCUUGGCAGAGUCCAUGAGGCCAGUUCUAAGACAGGAAAUUUCCCGCUAUAACGAACUACUUUCUGCCGUCCGCGCCGACCUGUACCGCAUGCGUGACGCCUUGAGUGGUGAGACCGCCAUGACACCCGCCGUGCAGGCCUCCGUCGACGCCCUCAGGAGAGGCGAGGUGCCGCCUGCCUUGCUCCACAAGUCCUACCUCUCCAAGAACAGACUCGCGCCCUACGUCGACAACCUUGAGAAAAGACUCCAGUUCACGCAGCAGUGGGCGGUGCAGGGGGCGCCGCCCGUGUUCUGGCUGGGGGGGCUGGCGGCCCCCCAGGGUUUCCUCACAGCCCUCCGGCAGCACUUCGCCCGCGCCCUUCGUGCUGCCAUCGACGAUGUCUCCUUUAGCUUCACCGUCACCGACAUUGAAGUAGAGGACAUUGUCUCCCAGAUCUCCUGCGCGUCGUUUGCCGACAAAUUAACGAAGGCCGCCGCCGCUGGACGCUCCGAGGAGCCCUCGCCUCGGAGCUGCGACGGCGUGUACGUUUGGGGCUUUUACCUGGAAGGCGCAAAGUGGGACAGGAACCAAGGAUGCCUGGUGGAGCUGGACGCUGGGUGCGGGCGAGGCUUCCUGCCUGUGAUGUGCAUCCUACCGCGUCUAGGACAUCAAGGAUGUCCGGACCCCGAAGUUGAUACACCGAUCUCGACAGUCUCGCCUCCCAUGUACGAGUGCCCGGUGUACCGCACCAGCGACCGGCGAGGUCAGUUGUCCACCCUGGGCCACUGCACCAACUACGUCUUCGACAUCACCUUGUCCAGUGGCAGUGAACACCCGCACACCUGGGUGAUGAGGGGCGUGGCCGCCCUGCUGCAGCCUUAAACCGUUGCAGCAGCAACCGUUUCCGGGCCUUAAACGUAGUGAAGUCCCGUAGUGGAAACGAGCCUUAAACGUAGUGAAGUCACGUAGUGGAAACGGACCUUAGACGUAGUGAAGUCACGUAGUGGAAACGGACCUUAGACGUAGUGAAGUCACGUAGUGGAAACGGACCUUAGACGUAGUGAAGUCCUGUAGUGGAAACGGGCCUUAAACGUAGUGAAGUCCCGUAGUG